Messenger RNA from Telopea speciosissima, 744 nucleotides. RefSeq lists its product as uncharacterized. The record is from RefSeq and is a predicted model, not a curated record. Bases 21 to 677 code for a protein of 218 amino acids. Lineage: Eukaryota; Viridiplantae; Streptophyta; Magnoliopsida; Proteales; Proteaceae. The transcript has 4 exons.
ACUUAGAGAGAGAAUUUUAAAUGGUAGAGAGGAUGAUUAAGAGAGAGAAAGGAGGAAACAGAUUGAUAAUCGUGAUGGGAUCGUGUAAAGAUGAGAAAUCGAGAAGGGUUUGGAGAGGAUUGAAAACCCUGUUUUUCUUGGUAACUAUGUUGAUUUCUCUCCUACUUUUCUCUGCUCCUGUUCUUCUUGUCAUAGCAGAUGCGUUUCUCCCUUCUGCAAUUCUUUCCACUUCACUUCCUCUUUCAUUUGGGACUCUUUCUUCGUAUCUAAGCAACUAUGAUUUCAGAUACUCUUUAAUCGAUAUACCUCUCAUCUCCAUCGCCAGAUCAGCCGUGAUCUUAUGUGCUUAUUAUUUGUGUGAUGGACCGAUGGUUUCUCGGGGGCCAUACUUGGGGGUUACAGCUCUGUGUUCGUUGCUUUCUCUGAUAUUUGUUUCCUUUAAGGCGUCUUAUGUACUCUUCAACGGUGAAGGAGAAGGGUAUAACAGAGUAAUGGAAAUGGAGUUGUUCGUUUGCUCUUGGGCUUUGGCCAUCGCUCACACUGUCGUCGCCUACAGGACCAGUUGCCGGCAAAGACGAAAACUUCUUGUCUACAAAAUUGACAUUGAAGCGGUUUCUGCUUGCAAGAAGGGAUUUCCAGCAUACCAAAAGCUAGUUAAAGAGGAGAGAAUGAAGUAAAUCUGCAGGAGGGGAUGGGUUGGAUUGGGGAAGAUGCUUCCCUAGCUUCACAUCCAUCCCCCCCCCC